AUGGCUAGUAAUGAAAUUAGAUCAUGUAAAGUCGUCUCUACAAAGGAUGAAUCGAAGAAUAUUGUGGAAUACGAGAAUCUAGGGAUCUCAUCCUACGAUGUAGAUUCUAUCUAUGAUACAAAGAAGAUCGAAAAUCACGAUUACCACGUCUCGUCGAUUGAUGAGUAUAGAUCGCUUCAUUCACAUAGUUUGAAGAAUUCUGAUGAAUUUUGGGGUCAUAUAGCUAAAAACAGCAUCUCCUGGAUAAGCCCGUUUACGCGUGUGUUCGAGGGCUCAUUUAGUGAUCGGAAUUGGGCAUGGUUUCUCAAUGGAAAACUAAACGCGUGCUAUAACUGCGUUGACCGGUGGGCAGAGUCCAAGCCUGAGAGUCUUGCUAUAAUAUACGAAGGUGAUAAUCCACAGGAUUGCAGGAAGAUCACAUUUAGAGAACUCAAACUACAAGUUUGCAGAGUCGCGAAUGUUCUCAAAUCGAUCGGUGUGAAAAAAGGGGAUACUGUUACACUCUAUAUGCCAAAUACACCAGAGUUAUGCUUCUCUGUGCUAGCAUGUGCAAGAAUUGGUGCUGUUCACAGCGUCGUUUUCGGAGGAUUCUCCGGAGCUUCUCUGGCUGAGCGUAUCAUAGACGCUAAAUCCAAGGUUGUUAUCACCGCAGAUGGAGGAUUCAGAGCAACUAAGCACAUCAAAACCAAGGACAUAAUGGACGAAGCGUUGAAAACAUGUUCAUUUGUAACACACUGUCUGGUAUUUAAGAAUAUAGACUCUGAAAUCAAGAUGGUACCAAACAGGGAUAUUUGGAUGCAUGAAGCAAUGGCUUCAGUUCGGCCCUAUUGUCCAGUAGAGGUUAUGGAUAGUGAGGACUUGCUCUUUAUUCUUUAUACAUCUGGGUCAACCGGAAAACCAAAGGGUCUGGCACACACAACUGGUGGCUAUUUGGUAUAUGCCCACACAACUACAAAGUACAUCUUUGAUGUACACGAGGGCGAUGUCUUUGGUUGCAUGGCAGAUAUUGGUUGGAUUACUGGACACACAUAUGUCAUUUAUGGUCCGUUGCUGAAUGGUAUCACAACGUUUAUAUUUGGGUCCCUUCCAGGAUAUCCUAGUCCAGAUAGGUAUUGGAAAAUGUGUUCUACGCACAAAAUCACCCAGUUCUACACUGCUCCAACUGCAAUCCGUAGUCUUAUGGGAGUCCCCGAUACUGAAACCAUUAUGCGUAGAUACCCAUUAAGGUCCGUCCGAGUGCUCGCGAGUGUAGGUGAACCUAUAAAUCCAGAGGCUUGGAGAUGGUACCAUGAUGUUAUAGGGGGUGGUAGAAUUCCAGUUGUCGAUACAUUUUGGCAAACGGAAACUGGAGGUAUAGUAAUAGCUCCGCUGCCAGGUGCUAUAAAGACCAAACCUGGUGCAGCAACAUUGCCAUUUUUUGGAAUUGAUUUGGCUCUAGUAGAUCCAAACACAGGAGAUGAAUUGCAUUCAAGUGAAUGUUCUGGCCUUUUGUGUAUCAAAAAACCAUGGCCAGGUAUGUUUAGAACCGUAUAUGGAGAUCAUGCGAGAAUCGCAACCACAUAUUUCCCAAAAAUGUCGGAUUCGGAAGGCCUCAGAUAUUAUCUAACUGGGGACGCAGCAUAUAGAGAUAAAGAUGGAUACAUUUGGAUUUCUGGUAGAAUCGAUGACACUCUUAAUGUCUCUGGACAUCGUCUUUGCAGUGCUGAAAUUGAGCAUGCAUUGGUCCAAGUUGAUGCCGUUGCAGAAGCUGCAGUAGUCGGCUACCCUCAUGCUAUCAAGGGUCAAGGUAUAUUCUGCUUUGUCACACUCAAACAAAAGGCAGAUGGUGAAAAAUUAGAUGAUAUUAAAAACAGGUUAAAACUCUCCAUAAGACAAAUGGUCGGUCCAUUCGCAACACCUGACAAAAUACUUCUAACCCAACACCUACCAAAAACUAGAAGUGGAAAAAUCAUGAGGAGAAUCCUGAGGAAACUUGCAAGUCAACAAUUUGACGAAAUCGGUGAUACGUCCACACUUGCAAACCCAGAAGUUGUCAAGGAACUUGAAGAUAAGAUUAGAAUACUAGUCUAA
Messenger RNA from Theileria equi strain WA, 2070 nucleotides. Its product is annotated as acetyl-coenzyme A synthetase, putative. Gene Ontology annotation, molecular function: acetyl-CoA synthetase activity; AMP binding. NCBI's taxonomy places the organism in Eukaryota, Apicomplexa, Aconoidasida, Piroplasmida, Theileriidae. Bases 1 to 2070 code for a protein of 689 amino acids. The transcript has 4 exons. The record is from RefSeq and is a predicted model, not a curated record.